Molecule: messenger RNA, 1847 nt
Organism: Exaiptasia diaphana
Lineage: Eukaryota; Metazoa; Cnidaria; Anthozoa; Actiniaria; Aiptasiidae
Product: protein brambleberry
Exons: 8
Coding region: 1-1725 (574 amino acids)
Source: RefSeq, a predicted model, not a curated record
AUGAAGAGAUUUUUAGUUUUACUUCUCAUCGCAAAUUCCAUUGCAAACCAUGGAUCCAAUGGRUGGUCAUUCUGGCCGUUUUCUAGCGAGAAAACGUCUUCCACAAGUCAAGAAACRGGAGGUCAUUUGAUCAAGAGUCCUGUGCCAUUUGAAAUGACAGAUGCGGAAGAGACGUUCCUAGCUGAGGCGCAAAAGUACAUGGGUAAAAUGAAACCUUUAGACUCGUGCCAUCAAAUAGUUAUAAACAGAAUCAAGAAAUCGUGUAGCGCCAUCAAUGAAGAAGAGCUGGCCAAGCUGGGCGUACAACUGCUGAACUGUCAGUCACUAGCAGAACACCGCAAAACAUAUGAGUGCACGGACCAGAUGAGCAURGCUGAGUGCACAUCAAACAUGGAUUCUGAGACAUGGAACAGUUAUCACAUUAUAAGCAACAGGGCGAGGUCAGUAUGUUAUGCAACCAGGCAACAACAAUUUAGACUCAAGACAGAAUACGCUGUCAAUCAAUUGGGGAAACAAGCAGAAGAUCAGCUMAAUUUGAUGGAUUCUUUAAAGAAAGAGAGAAGUGAUUUGGGAAGCCCGGCUAGCUUUGACAAGAUCACCGCUGGACAAAAGGUCAUCGUCUCACAACAACGAAGGAUCCACCUUACACAAGUAUCCAAUCAACGAACCAUUGAAAACCACGUAAAUAAAAACAUCCAAACACUGUCACGUGAGAACAGUUUGAUUGACAGGAACCACGCCCAGUUGACGUCAAUGACACACAGCAUCAACAACAAACUUGAAACUGCGACAAACCUUCUAAAAAAACAGGAAAAAAACCUGAAAGACAGCCAUGUUGAUAUCCUUCACGAUUUGAACGACAUCCGAGUCAAAGCACAAGACGUCUGGAGUAAACUCAAUGACAGCGCAAGUCACAUGCUGCAAAAUCGGAAAGAAUCCGCUGACCAUUACAAAGAUACCAUAGAAAACUUGAUGCGAAUCAACAAGACGAUCAGCUAUCUUCUUGAAGCCAUCCAGUCAACACAAUCACAACUAGACGAUAGAAUCACGUGGUUGGCAAGUCAGUUUGGUGCGACUGGUUACCAGAUCUCUACAAUGGUCACGAUUGUAAUGCAUGCUGGGUAUUUUCUUGUUGCUACGUAUGGUAUAGUGUUUGUCCAGGCUCCUGUCGUUACCAGGGUAACAGUGGUUCUUGUUGUCCCRGGUAACGCUUUGUGUCAAAUUAAUCAUGGUUGGUCGAUGACAUUCUCUCAACUGACAGCUGUACUGGUUACUGUUCURGUUGGUAACUGGUUAUAUCUUCACUUCAAGCGACAAAUCCAAAUACAGCCACUUSCCACACCCAAAAACGACGUCUCGCCACUUAAACUACGUCAUAAAUUUACCGCUGACCCCUGCAAGACACCGUGCUCAGUAACACCGUGCAGACUUUCCCCACUCUCUUCUACGUUCAAUUCUACAAUGAUACCCAAGAUUCCUUCACAUGACUCCGCCACUUCUGGAUCAAUCUCUCCGAGCUCUGACGCAAAACGAAAACUAGAAUUAUCAUCAAUAAUUGAUACCACCUCAACAACUUUGAAGACCAACCUACCCUCGACACCAGGACGAGGACCAAGCACGCCGAGUAAACGUUGCAAUGGAAUAACCAGGACAGGCAAAAAAUGCAAAAAACUGACAUCGAAUGAAAACACCUUCUGUUCUAUACACGACAUAUCUCGUGCUUAAAUUACAUCAUACAUUCCAUCGAUAUUAUAUUACUACUGAUAAUAUUUCAUUAUUAUUUACAUGCACCGGUAACUAUAUUUUACACUUUUACAAACAAAUGUUAAAAUUAGUAAUAAAUGAAC